This is a messenger RNA of Plodia interpunctella (Indianmeal moth), 5303 nucleotides long. It is a transcript of the gene Pi3K21B, whose product is annotated as Pi3K21B. Gene Ontology annotation, biological process: phosphatidylinositol phosphate biosynthetic process; insulin receptor signaling pathway. The coding region runs from base 568 to 1773 and encodes 401 amino acids. Gene Ontology annotation, cellular component: phosphatidylinositol 3-kinase complex. The transcript is spliced from 4 exons. Gene Ontology annotation, molecular function: 1-phosphatidylinositol-3-kinase regulator activity. NCBI's taxonomy places the organism in Eukaryota, Metazoa, Arthropoda, Insecta, Lepidoptera, Pyralidae. The record is from RefSeq and is a predicted model, not a curated record.
GAGUUACGAUCUCGGCGCAACCGAUCGUAACCGAUCGCAACCAACCAACCAUGGCGGACGAUGAAUGGUGUUGUUUGGCUGUGAAUUGAAUUGGUUUUUCAAUUCUAUGAGAGUUAUUGUGAACAUUGUUAUCUCUGAUGUGUAAAAUUAUUUUGGAACGUUUCCUCUCAUAUUGGUUAAAUUCCGAUGUGUUUAAAUUAAAGCCUAGUGAAAAUUGAUGUGCCAUUUUUACAGACCAAUUUCCAAGCUCGCCCAUUUCCUUUGUGAUCUAGUUAACUUCUGUAGUGAACAUUUUAUACAUCUUUGUGCAGAUAGUUGACACUCAAUAAACGCAUUAUUAUGAUUUCAAAUGACUGUUAACAUAAAAAAAAGACUUCAACAUUUAAGCGCUUUCCUUUUCUGUAACCUCAAACGCGGAAGAAAAUCACGUCAGUCGAAGCCGCUACGAUUUUCUUGUAGCUUUGGAUAGAAGUUAUGCAAAUAUUGCCCAAAUAUAAUAUACCUGGAAUAUGUGCGCCAGUGGGUGAUUAAGUGAUAAUACUGCAAUAGUGAUUUGAUAAUGAAAUAAUGGUUGAAAUCGGCGUCCCGCAGCAAUCAGCUGAUGAGAACCUAGAAAAUGCGGAAUGGUAUUGGGGAGACAUAACCCGUGAUGAAGCUGCUGAGAAGCUCUUGGACACAUGUGAUGGAACCUUCCUAGUCCGCAACUCAUCAAACAAAGAUGGAGGUUACACUCUCACCGUAAGGAAAGGUGGUUCAAACAAGUUGAUCAAAAUAUAUAACCAAGAUGGCCGGUACGGAUUUUGCGAACCCUUUGAAUUCAACUCCGUUGUGGACCUGGUCAGGUUCUACACAGAGUAUUCUCUUGGUCAUUGUAAUCACAAUUUGGACAUCAAGCUUACACACCCGCUUUCAAGACUCCCUGAAUAUGAUGGCGGAGAAAACAUGAGUGAUGAAACACUUGAAAUGCAAUACAAAGAGAAGCAUGAGGAGUAUAUUGCCAAAUUUAGAGAUUUUUCAGAACGGUCAUAUAAAUUCACAAGGCUCAGAGAAGAAGUUAAAUAUAAAAGACAAGCUUUAGAUGCUUUCAAAGAAACACUUAAGAAAUGUGAGGAACAUCUUAAGAUGCAGGAGAAAAUGCAAACAGAAGCCCAACCUCAUGAAAAAAAUGAUCUUAUAGAGAACAAUAAACAGCUACUAUCCCGAGUACAAAGUCUGAGGGAAGCUAAAAAGGAGCUGCAUGAAAUACUGAGAGCAACUGUCAGUGCCAGUUUAGUUCUUGAAAGAGAAAUUUAUAAGCUAAAAUCUGAUAUACUUGUAAUAUACAAAACCAAGGACCGGUACAAACUAUGGUUACAAAGACGAGGGAAAACGGAUGAAUAUCUACAAGCAUUGGAGAAUGACAACACUGAUGAAUUGGAAGAAUUGUAUGCACACCGUGAACCAAUCAGUUGGAAAGUAGACUGCACCAGAGAUAUGGCAGAGCGUCUGCUGGCUGGAAAGCCUCAAGGCACAUUCUUGAUUAGGCCCAAUUCAACAGGCCAAUUAGCACUUUCUAUUUCAUGCAAUAACACUAUAUACCAUUGUAUUAUCUUUAGAACUGAAAGGGGAUAUGGAUUUGCUGAACCUUACAACAUUUAUAGGACCCUGAACGAGCUUGUACUUCAUUAUGCUGUUAAUUCACUUGAAGAGCACAAUGAUCACUUAAAAACGAAACUAAAAUAUCCCCUCAAUGCAAGUUUGGUGAAGAAACCAGAGAGAAACCAAGUAAAAUGAGGAUGCAGUGGUAUUUUGUUGGUGAAACUUGCAGUAUACUAAAACUUAUCUUGUCUUCUAUUCCAUGAAUAGAAUGACUACUGAAAGUUUUCAGUUGAAACACCUAUUUAUUUGCUAUAUAUCUUAACAUAAUCAAACAUUGAAAAUAUGCCUGAUAUAUACCAUAUAAAUAUAAAAUUUGAUUAUCAUUAUGUAUGUGUAUGAGAAACCGUUGAUGAAAAACAGUACUUUUUAAACUUAUGAAAUACUGUUGAUUUUUUAAAUGUUAUAUUAUCAAUUUUAAUCUAUUGUAUAGAUUUUUAUUUAUAAAAUUAUUGCAUUGAAAUGAGAUUACUAAAAACAGUAUGUAGAUUUUGCAGGUUUUUUAUUAAGAAUUUGUCUUUAUGACAACGAAAAUAUUCACCUUAAUCGCGUCCAAUAUAUUCUUGAUUCAAUGCAUAGUUCAUGGAGUGAUGUGUGUGUAGAUAUUGCCUGGGUAAAUUAUGUGGGAUCAGAGUUUGAAAUUGUGACCUUUUUCUCUGUGACGCCAUUUGAACUUUAAUGUCGCGUUUGGUGGCUCAAACGCAGUCGUGGUGCACAGAGAAACAGGAUUACGAAAUUUGUGUAUAUGUUCAUAGAGUAUGUGAUAUGUGAAGUUAUUCACAUUAAAUUAGACUAAGAUGUGCGACUGUCAAAUACACAAAGAGCUACCACAAUGGUAUUACUAAUUUAUGAGUGCAGAUGAAUGAUUGGGCCAUGUUAUAUCUUGUUUUUGUUCUUAAUAUUGUGAUAGUAAUGUGAUAGACAACUUCUGUUCGUGCAUUUUAAUGUAAUUUGCUUAUUUUAGAAACGUCAAUAUCAACUUCUAGUAUUGAUGUUAGAGAACAAUAAAUAUUUAAUAUAUUGAUGAACUUAGUAUGCCCAUUACGGUUUUACAUAACAAAUGUUUUAACUUUGAAUUGAAGAUUUAAGAACUUAAUGAUAGGUAAGAAUAAUCUUAAGGCCUUUUGGGAUCAGCUGAUAAGAUAUUGUUUUAAAAUUGCUAAGGCAUGGAAAGAAGUGAGGUAUAUAAUUGCCAGCUAAAUCUGUUCUCUCUGUAUCGAUCCUGCAUUAGUACUAAUAUUGUUAAGUGUAUUGAAUGUGCUAAAAGACUGAAUGUCAAGGCGAUUGUGACAGGUCACAGGGUGAAGCAGGAAAUUUGUUUUUUUUUUAUUCUUUACUGAGUAAAGUAGCCUUUGUAAUGUAGCCUUUUAUCCCUUGAUUUAAUAUUGAUAUUAUUAAAGAUUCUAAAUCAGAAUUCAAAAACGAAAAAUCUGCAUAAUUUAAAAAGGCUAACAUUUCCUGCUUAUCGACAACGAAUUACACUAACAAUUUAGAUAUUUGCGUCGCGCUGCCUAAAAGCUGGCCUACUUACUGUGCCUCAAUGUUGCGAUCUUUAUAGGGAAUCCCAUCUUCAUCGCACUGUUUAUGGAGUACGUUUCAUCUUAUUUUUUUGUGGACUAAUACUCUAAUACCCACAAUUUAAUUAGUGAUUUUCUACUGUGUAAACUCAACAAUAAGUUUACCUAGGGGGUAAAUGGGCGUUCUUUUCUAAGCAUAAACAAGCCACUAUAGGUUUUGGUAGGUAUCAAUUUAAGACCUUGUAACGCAAAAUUCAGGACGAUAUGAGUUGUACAUGUUCGUAAAUGUGGGUUCGAUGUUUUGUUACAAUUUGAAUAAAUAUGUGAUAGUAAUUAUAAAAUCGAGUACUAUGUACAUAGGUGUACGUGAAUUGGUCUUACCUCGAAAAUGUCUUGUACCAAUCAACAUAUUCAAUAUUAUAAUUUUCGUAUAACAAUUGUAUAAUGAAGUAUGCUUUGCCGUAGUUGCUUUCAUAAGUGUAACAUAAUGAAUAUAAUCUGUAAUCAGUUAGUUAUAAAAAUACUACCGAAUUUGCACCUUGCUCUAUAUAAAUGCAUAUGCAUAAAUAUAUGUAAUAGAACUUAUUGAAUCACUUGACUUACUCAUAAAAUCUUAUGAAAACGUUUUCGGAUGGAUAUAUUUACUUUUACACCUACAUAUUUUUAUGUAUUUGAAUAUAACAAAUCGCCCCACAUCCUUUUAUAAUAUAGCUCUUAGAACUCGUUCAUAUUUUUCGAAAUGUGUCUCAAUUCCGAGGACCUACCUUGAUUUGUUUUUUUUAAUCAAUUUUAAAUAAAUAUUAAAAUCGUCAAUUAAUUAUCAUUGAGUCGUAUUAGGUACUUGUUAAUAAUUUUAUAUUGUGGUAAUUACUUUAGGUAGGAAUAUCAAAUUAAAAAUGAAAUUGUUUUGAAAUUUGUAUAAUCUCUCAUGACAUCAUACUUCUAUACUAAUGUCAGUAACUGACUUAAAAACUAGUAGGUCCACCUAAAGCUCAAACCCUUGUUAGUCGAAGCUAUCGAGUACUACCUAUUUUGCAAAAAAAAUCAUUGAAAUUCUCGUUUUUAAGCCAGAAGCCCAGCAUACAAAGAUUUUAUCCAAAAAGGCCUGAAAUAUUGUUUUUUAAUGUGAGCGGUAAACAUGUGUGUGUAAGUCUAAACAUUAUGUAAAUUUUAUCUUGGUUAGAUAGUUUUAUUUUCCUGUAUAUUUUGUAACACAUUUGUGUAUUUUUGUUGCAUGCAAUAAUUUUACAUUGAUUUCAGUGCUAAUGUUAUUUGUGCAAUAGGAAAUUUAUAAAAUCUCAAGAUUCUUUUGUAUAUAUCAAUAAAAUUAUGUUCCCAAAAUAAGUCACCAACAUAAAUGGUAUCUAUUUAAAAUUUAUAUUUUAAUUAUAACAUUUCGUAAAUGUAUAAAUUACGUUUUAAUUGUAUGUGAGUUUAGUGUGCAUCAUAGUAGGAUAUAUAUUAAGUUUAUAUAACAAGAGAGCAUAAGAGUAAGUGAGAUUAUCGAAUUGAAAUUUAUUUUUAUAUUCGUAUCUAUAAAUAUGUAUGUCCUUAGGAUUUUAAAUAUUAUUUGCUAGCCUACAUUGUGGAAAUAUGAUCUCAAGGGUGAUUUGUUAAAGUAGGCACAUUUAGCAACGACCGAGACCGUGGAAGCUAUAGGUAAGACUGGAGACUCCCAAGAACUUUUUGAUCCAAAGUACAUAUCUAUCCCUUUCAUCGGUAGCUCAAUCUCCUUGCGCUCUGCGAGGUAUCUUUAUACCUAGGUACAGGUAGGUAAAUAAAAUAUUUUUUUAUUAUUGAGGUCAGGCUACAGAUGAAAGAGAUAGCAUUUAUCUACCUUGCAUCAAAAAGUUCUUAAGAGUAUUGGUUCCAGUAUUAUCUAUUUAUUAAGUUUUAUAGCUUCAUGGUAAAGACCCGAUUUUUUUCAAGAUAGCCACCGGGUUCAACAUGUCCUUUGGUUGCAACAAGUCCUAUGACUUAGAAAUGGGUUCUUCUGACUGAACACAGCAGAUUAAAAUUAGGAAUGCAAAUAUAUCAAUAUGUACAGCCAAAUGCAUAAAAUAGAACUAAGACAAACUAUCUCCAUUUGAUAUAAACAUUGUAAUAGUAGUGUUUUAAUAAGUGUUAAUAAAUAAAAUGUCAACAAAUCAA